AAGAUGUUUGUUCCUCCCCUUAAAACUCUCGUGCGUGCGCAGCAAGACUUAAUUUACAGAAGGUGCUUUGGACUAGCAAGCUAAAGACACUUUAACGAUUAAAGUACUGUAGCAUGCUGCCCAUUCAAAGACUAAAGGCCCAGUAGAAACACAAUGGAAGAGUCCCGCUACCUGAAGCUGGGAGGACGAGAGAGUGGCACGGCGGCAGAUGAUGGUGAGACCUGGAGGAACCAGGACGCCGGCCGAGGGUACAGUCCCAAGCCUGACCGGGGGGGUCUCGGGAAGAGAGGCGGUCACGGGGGGUUCUACCGUGCCAGCCCCAAAAAGGGAGGCAUGGGGCCCCUUAGCAGCUCCCCUGGUGUAGGAGUGGGGGGUGUUCCGAAGGGGGGGCACAGUCCCUCUCCGAGGGAGGGUUUCCGGAGGUACCCAGAGAACAUGCAGGCUUUGGGCCAGGAGGAGAACUGGAGGAGAACGUCUCGUGGGGAGGACCUGGGGGAGGAGCAGGGGAACACGCCUCACAGUUCCGGGGGCAGGAACCGUAGGAACCGUGACCGGAGGCGUGGUCUAGGUGAGGAGGAUCGUGGGCCGGUUGUGGAUGAGUCUGUACUGUCAGCCAAAGAGCUGUUGGGACUGAAACAGGCGGAGGAGAAGAUUGGCCGGGAGGAAAUCUUCCGUCUGAAGAAGAGGUCCCGCAGUAACCCCACUGCAGUGUACAGCUGCUCACUGUGUGACGUUCUGCUGGACUCUGUCUCUGCAGCUCACAGACAUGUCAGAGACAAGUGGCACAAAAGGAGAGCCAAGGAGCGGCGUGAAGAAGCCAUGUUGACAGAGAUCAUGCCACCCAUUCCAGAGCAUGUGGUGGCUGUGGGCGUGGCUCUGGAGGGCGUGCUCUGGGAGCAAGGGAUGAGUGACCAGGAUGUAGAGAUCAGACGACAGAUCGUCUCCAACAUGCAGGAAGUACUAACAGCCGUCCUGCCAGAGGUGAAACUCAGGCUUUAUGGGUCUUCUUGUACAAAGUUUGGUUUCAAGGACUCUGAUGUCAACAUCGACAUCCAGUUCCCUCGUCAUAUGCAUCAGCCAGAGGUUCUGUUGCUGGUUCAGGAGAGUCUAUCUGUGAACCCUCUGUAUGUGGACCUGGAAGCUGACUUCCAUGCCAGAGUGCCUGUGGUCAUCUGUAGAGACAAAAACAGUGGUCUGGUGUGUAAGGUGAGUGCAGGAAAUGACAAUGCCUGCUUGACCACCUCCUUCCUGUCUGAGCUGGCCAGUCGGCAGCCUCUCCUACUGCCCCUGGUUCUAGGCUUCAGAUACUGGGCCCGGAUCUGUCAUAUUGACCAGGCGGAGGAGGGCGGUCUCCCGGCAUACGUCCUGGCUCUUAUGGUCAUCUACUUCCUGCAGCAGAGGAAGCUGCCUGUCCUUCCUGCCUACCUGGGACAUGAGAUCAAGGAGUUCUCCAUCUGUAGGCUGGGUGACUUCAGCCUGAUGUCCUUGGAUGAUGGCUAUGUCCACUGGAGUUACUGUCCGGUCUCCAAAGACUCCUGCUCACCUCCACCGGACAAUGGCUUCAAGAAGGGCAAGGCUCCCCUGGUGUUCCCGACUCCUCCCUCUACUCCUGCCGUGGGGCUGCUGUGGGUGGAGAUGCUGCGCUUCUAUUCGCUCGAGUUCAACAUGGCGGAGUGUGUCAUCAGCGUGCGCACCAGCCUCAUCCUAUCACGGGAGGCCAAGGACUGGCCCAAGAAACGCAUCGCUGUGGAGGAUCCUUUCGCUGUGAAGAGGAAUGUGGCCCGUACGUUGAACAGCCAGCAGAUGUAUGAGUACAUCCUCCACUGCCUCAAAAACACCUACAAAUACUUUGCCCUGCCUCUCAGCAUACCCCCAGGCAACCACAAGACAGAAGGGCCACGAGUAGCCAAUCACAAGCCAGGGCCCAGCAAGGAGGCUCCAAGUGACAUGAGCCGCGUCCACUCAGUGCUGAGCAGUCUGAGCCUGGAAUCUCAGGCAUCCAAUAAGCUGAAGGGAAAGGCAGGCCUCCAGACGGACUCUGACUGUAUCAUUGAGGAGGAGCAGGAAGAGGAGACUCCUUCAGACUCCGACAAUGGAAGAGAAAAGGAGGAGGAGGGCUUGGGGAAAAACAGUCAGUCAGAAGAGGAGGAUGAUGAGGUAGAGACGGAUGAGGAGUUAGAUGAGGAAGUUUAUCCCAGACAUCAUCUAGACAGCAUCACCACAGAGGACGAAGAGCUGUUCCCGUUGGACGAGGUCUCGGGAGAGGAGCUUCUAUCUGAUGAUGAGGGCCCAGACCUCAACACUCCUGGGUCUUUGGACGAAGAGGAGGAGGAAGCCCUGCCCAAACAGGAAGUGGCAGACAACAGAAUCGAAGCAGACAGUCUUCUAUGUUAUGAGUUCAACAAACAGGCCUUCACUCGAGGCAAGGCCCACGUGGUGGUGUGUGGUGUGUGUAAGAGGGACGGUCACCUGAAGAAGGAUUGCCCGGAGGACUUCCAGAGGGUUCAACUGGACCCUCUUCCUCCUAUGACUCAGGCCUUCCUCAAAACACUGAACUCUGUCUGCCAGCAGUGCUACCGGGACUUUGCCCCAGAUGAGGUGGAGAUUGGAGUGAGAGAACACAUUCUUCAGGACCUGGAAAGCUUUGUCAAAAGACAGUUCACAGGUGCCAGGCUACGGUUAUUUGGUUCAUCCAAGAAUGGAUUUGGCUUCAAGCAGAGUGACCUGGACAUCUGUAUGGUUCUUGACGGACAGGAGACUGCUGACGGUCUGGACUGCAUCAGUAUCAUAGAGUCUCUGGCCAGGCUGCUGAGGAAACAUCCAGGCCUGAGAAACAUCCUGCCCAUCACCACGGCGAAGGUUCCCAUAGUGAAGUUCUACCAUGUUAGAACCAGCCUGGAAGGAGACAUCAGCCUCUAUAACACUCUGGCCUUGCACAACACUCGUUUGUUGGCAUCUUAUGCUGCCAUCGACCCCCGAGUCAAGACACUCUGCUAUGUCAUGAAGGUGUUCGCCAAGAUGUGUGAUAUAGGUGACGCGUCUCGUGGGAGCUUGUCGUCUUAUGCCUACACCCUGAUGGUGCUGUUCUACCUCCAGCAGAGGAACCCUCCAGUUAUCCCUGUGCUCCAGGAGAUCUAUGUUGGGGAGAAGAAGCCAGAGGUUCUAGUGGAUGGGUGGAACGUCUAUUUCUACGAAGAGCUGGACAACCUGGCCUCCCACUGGCAGCAGAGGAACAUGGAGUCUGUAGGAGCUCUGUGGCUUGGCCUUCUCCAGUUCUACACAGAGACCUUUGACUUCAGAGAGCAUGUGAUUAGCAUUAGACAGCGAGCUGCUCUGACCACCUUUAACAAACAGUGGACCUCCAAGUACAUCGUCAUCGAGGACCCUUUCGAUCUGAAUCAUAACCUGGGAGCCGGUCUAUCCAGGAGAAUGACCAACUUCAUCAUGAAGGCAUUUAUCAAUGGUAGAAGAGUUUUUGGAACACCAGUCAAAAACUACCCUGCAGAGUACCCCAGUCCCAUGGAGUACUUCUUUGACCCUGAAGUGUUGACCGGUGGGGAGCUGGCUCCCAACGACCGCUGUUGUCGGAUAUGUGGCAAGAUAGGACACUUCAUGAAAGACUGCCCCAUGCGCCGGAAGUCUCGUCAGCGCCGGGAGCAGGAGGACUGGGCGGAGGGGAGACGGGAUUGGGCAGAGAGUGAGGGUUGCAGAGAGCGUCGUCAGGGUGACCGCUGGAGGAGACAGGAAGAUAAACGAUGCUGCUUCCUUUGUGGGAGCCAUGCCCACAUCAAGAAGGACUGCCCCCAAUACAAAGGACCAGCAGGUGCCAAAGCAGAAAACUCAUUCUCCUCCUCCCCCUCAUCUUCUAGCCACAUGAGGAAUUUAAGAGAUAGAGAAAGACAGGGUUCCCCCCAGCAGGAGGAAAAGAAGAAAAAGAAGCAACAACAGAAUGUGAUUUUGAGUCCACAAGCAGUGUGACAUUAAGAUAAUUCACCAAAAGAUAAAAAAUGGCUCCAUGGGCAGCAGAGCACUGUGCCGCCCUGGUGUGAGGAGAAACCCUGUGGACUGAGGAGAGAGAGAGGCGCAGUACCAACCCCACACAUUUGGGUUCUACUCUUCCCCCCUUGAGAACCUCUAGUCUACCGGCCGGAACCUAGGACACGCCCUUUUGGAACCCUGCCAUGAACCCCCCCCCCCAGAUGGUGACAUAAUCUGAGUCCCACAAAGACUCUGUCCCCAAUGGCACCCUAAUCCUUGUAUUAUCCACUCUAAGUAAUGCACUAAAUAGGGUGUCAUGGGUGGAGAUGGUAUUUUAUGUUUUAACCACCCCUUUUUAAAGUGUUUAACUGAAAAGCCAUUUUGCAUGUUCCUCUUCUGUUAGCUCGCAGGGGAUUUUGUUUUAAUUUUUUAUGGUUGUUUUUUAAAAUUUAAGAUUAUUUGUUGAUUUGUCUCAUGCACUGACGUCCCCAUCUCCUCCAUGGUGGACCUUGGAUGAGGUCUUCUGGUGGGCCAUGGAUGAGGUCUUCUGGUGGGCCAUGGAUGAGGUCUUCUGGUGGACCUUGGAUGAGGUCUUCUGGUGGGCCGUGGAUGAGGUUGAAGCUGUGGCUGUUUGUGUCUCUGUAUCUCUGUGUGCUCCUGUCUGCCUGCUUCUGGGGUGCUGAGUCUGUAUUUUAGAGGGGGAAGAAGGCUCUGGAACCUGAUGGACUCUACAGGUGUUAACUGACAGUUUGUAUUAAACUCCAUAGGAGAGCAUCCACAGUGGGUUAGAGAUAUCAUCUGGGCCCCUUCUUGCCCUCUAAACACUGUUGGUGUCAUACAUUCAUCAUUAUUCAAGCAGGGACAUAUGUGCUGAGUAUAUGGCUCUGUAUCUGGGGUCCCUAAACAGACCCCUGGUCCCUGACCCCCCUGUGCAGGGGGUAUGGGAGGGCAAAGGGAUACAAUAAACAUGCUUUUGUUUUGAUUAUGCGUAUUGUGGCCACAGUGCCUCUGAUUGGUCGGCCUGGUAGCUGUAAUGGAAGGUUCCACCCCCUGGCAUGGGUGGAUGUUUGCUGCUAGUGCUCUGUCCAUAGAGAUGGUUGGAGGACUGUGGGAAAAGGUGUUUUAAAUUGAAGUUGCCAGUGACUGCAUUGACCAUUUUAAUUUAGUUGACAGGGAUGGGCUUGCAUCUUGAUUGGCGGAUUGCUUCUGAUGUCCAGUAUGGUUGUGUGAUCACAACUGCCAUCAGGAGGUGUCAGCCUAUAGGAAUACAGAAAGUAACUACAUCAACCUGGAAGGAGAUGGCCUCAUUGGUGCUUCCCAUGCUGGAAAAUAAUUUUUUAGUGGCACAGAAACACAGAUCUCUCUCCAUCUGUAUGGUUUUGUCUAAGACCUGCUUAUCAAAUACACUUUCUUUACAAAUAAACUUUCUUUACAAAAAGAAA
This is a messenger RNA of Esox lucius (northern pike), 5420 nucleotides long. It is a transcript of the gene tut7, whose product is annotated as terminal uridylyl transferase 7. The transcript has 31 exons. NCBI's taxonomy places the organism in Eukaryota, Metazoa, Chordata, Actinopteri, Esociformes, Esocidae. The record is from RefSeq and is a predicted model, not a curated record. Bases 154 to 3978 code for a protein of 1274 amino acids. Gene Ontology annotation, molecular function: RNA uridylyltransferase activity; zinc ion binding; nucleic acid binding.